Linum trigynum is the source of this 2400-nucleotide messenger RNA. Lineage: Eukaryota; Viridiplantae; Streptophyta; Magnoliopsida; Malpighiales; Linaceae. The record is from the annotation of a GenBank genome assembly.
CUUAGUCAGCAUUCAAGUCAGCAUGUGAGCCCCAAAUUAACAGGGAGUUAGCGGACUACUAACUAUUAGGUCUACGUUAGGAAAAGAUUUAACAGUUAAGGGCUAAAUUACAAUUAUUCCAGGGGCCACAAUAGAAGAAAAAAAACAUAGUUUAGGGGUCAAAAUGAUUGUCACUCAUAGUUUAUGGGCCAACCAUAGUUAUUUACCAUCUGACUGUUUUUUUAUUUUAUUUUUUGUGUAAUUACUUGUACGCAUUCUGUGUUGUACACAGCCGAAACGUUUCACCAUUACACUUGCUUGCUCAUUUUAUCUUACCUGCUUCUUCCUUCCUUCUAGAGACUGAUAGAUCAGAGAGCCUCCGGAGAAGGAAAGAGUAAGAUUCCAGAAUCCAGAGAGAAGAGAAGAUGUCGUGCCUCGCUUGCAUCCCCAUGUGCUGCGCUUCCCUCACCUGCGGUCUCUGCUCGUCGGUGGCCUCCGGCAUCUCCAAGAAAUCGGCCCGGAUCGCUUACUGCGCUCUCUUCGGCUUCUCCCUCGUCGUGUCCUGGGUUUUCCGUGAAGUUGGCGGCCCCCUCUUGGAGAAAUUCCCCUGGAUUAACUCGUCUGACGGGCAGUCGAAGGAAUGGUUUCAAAUACAAGCGGUGCUACGAGUGAGCCUAGGAAAUUUCCUCUUUUUUGGGAUUCUGGCUCUGAUAAUGAUCGGGGUCAAGGACCAGAAUGAUAAACGUGAUGCUGUGCAUCACGGUGGAUGGAUGGCCAAGAUGGUCGUCUGGCUUGUGCUCGAAGUGCUCAUGUUCUUUGUUCCGAAUAUCGUCGUGACCAUCUACGGGGUUCUGUCGAAAUUCGGAGCAGGGUUGUUUUUGUUGGUUCAAGUGAUUAUGCUACUGGAUUUCACACACAGAUGGAAUGAUGCGUGGGUUGAGAAAGAUGAACAGAAAUGGUAUGUGGCUUUACUUGUUAUAUCGGUUGGAUGCUACCUCGGGGCUUUUGGGCUAUCUGGGAUUCUAUUCAUAUGGUUCAAUCCAUCCGGCAAUGAUUGUGGCCUCAAUGUCUUCUUCAUCAUCAUGACCAUGGUUCUUGCAUUCUCGUUUGCUGUGAUUGCACUUCAUCCCGCGGUGAAUGGAAGCCUUUUGCCGGCUUCAGUGAUAUCAAUUUACUGUGCCUAUGUCUGCUACACGGGUCUAUCAAGCGAACCCCAUGACUAUGCUUGCAAUGGACUCAACAAGUCGAAAGCAGUCUCCAUAGGAACACUUGUUCUUGGAAUGCUCACCACGGUACUUUCUGUGCUAUACUCUGCUCUGCGUGCUGGGUCCUCAACAACUUUCUUCUCCCCAUCUCCACCAUCCUCACCCAGGGCAUCAGCUGGAAGCAAACCUUUGCUUGGAGGAGAUGACGAUGUGGAAGAAGGGAAGGGGAAGGGGAAAGACGAAGCCGAGUCCCGCCCUGUUAGUUACUCCUACUCAUUCUUCCACCUCAUAUUCGCACUUGCUAGCAUGUACUCAGCCAUGCUGCUUUCUGGCUGGACCAGCUCCACCGAGAGUGCGGAUCUCAUCGAUGUUGGUUGGACAUCCGUCUGGGUACGGAUCUUCACCGAGUGGGUCACCGCUGGGCUCUACCUAUGGACUCUUGCAGCCCCGUUGCUUUUCCCUGAUAGAGAGUUCUAUUGAUUAGGUAUAUAUAUGCUGUUGAUAUCUUUGUUUGUGUCCUUAGUAUUUGAAGCCAAUGUAGGUAUAUACGGGAUGUGAAUGAACUCUCAUGUUAUAGGGUAGUAAUGCUUUAUGUGGUGUGAUCAUAUAGGUGUAAAAAGAAGCAUAAGAAACUCAAGCUAAGGCAUAGCCUGGUAUUAGUAUGUCAAUCUUGCUGUUAUAUGUGUUGUAGUUCGGUUUUGUGCUGCUGGCGAAUGAAUGGCAUUAGUUGUUAACCGUAUCUUCACCUGAUUUUUCAUACUGCCGGUGCCAAACAGGCCGGUCAGCCACAGGAAAUAAUGGGAAGUGGAAUGGAUUAUGGUUCUAAUAAUCUUACAGUAGCAUCAUCAAAUAAACUGAGAAUAAGAGGGUACCUUCCAACAGCAGGAUAUAUGAUCAAUCAAGGAGGAUACCGACAUUAGGUAGAAGGAUUGGCCGAGAAGGUGGAGACGUUGGUAGCCAAAUGACCAGAAUCACCCGCCAACAUAAUCCGGAUCGCAGAAGGUUGUCAUGUCGAUGAAGGUCUAGAUUUCGGUGGAGCAAGAAGAAAGGAAAGAGUGAGGAAAAUACCUUCCUUUAUAAAUGAUGGCAAGAGGUUCAUCCGUGUUUUGCAGGAUCCGUCAUGUCUAUUUUAUUAGAAGAGUAAUGUUGUAACUAUCCACGUUUCGGAUGGCUUUCUAAAGAUUCGUCUCAUCGAAACUAAAUUAGUACGUUUUUA